Molecule: messenger RNA, 1635 nt
Organism: Entamoeba invadens IP1
Lineage: Eukaryota; Evosea; Mastigamoebida; Endamoebidae
Exons: 1
Coding region: 1-1635 (544 amino acids)
Source: RefSeq, a predicted model, not a curated record
AUGUCAAAACAAAUAACGCUGAAGGAGGAAAUAACAAAUCUUCAGCGCGUAGGAAAGUCAACAGUAAUAACAACGUCAAAGACGUCUCUUGCAUUGUGGGACGUCGUGAAAACGCAAAGUCUAAAAUCCGUUAUGUUUCCACCCGGAGAAGAGGUGCUUAAAAGUGAUGUGUAUAUCGGUUCAGGUGGAUUUUCCGUGUUCAGCACGACGUCUAACAACGCGGUUCUUUUUAUGACAAAGCAAUCGUUCGAUUAUGCGAAAGCAGUGAAAUGCCAAAUGGGUGGCGCAACUCAUUGUGUUCGUGCGGUCAGUGACAAAGUCUGCUAUGUUGGUGUUGGCCCCAAACUUUACAAUGUUUCAUUUGAAAAUUCUGUUCCAGCCGUCUCCCUUAUAUGUGCGUUUGCCGGCGCCGUUCUGGCAAUUCAUGUCACUUCUCAAAAAUCUUAUGUGAUUUUUGAAAAGGGCGGAAAGAUAGCGAUUUCCAGUCUCGAAAACGGGAAAGUUGUCAAAAGCCUUGACUUGCCAUGCGAAACGAUGGACCUUUCAUUUUUUGUCACCGAGUUUUACAUUAUAAAUAAAAAUGACUCUUUUAUAGUUCCAAUUAAUUUAGACUCAUUCCGACAAGCCGAUCUUGUUUAUAAAGCGGGUGACCAAAACGCGGACUAUACGAUGCUCUGUGGAGCAAAGACUCAACUCAAAAACCGUACGUACGGCACAGAAAUAACCUCAUUCCCAGCAUCAGACCUUGGAGUUUUCGUGGAUGGCUAUGUUGUGAUGUAUUUGAAAAAAGAGAGUACUUUGAAGAUUGAGGCGGUAACACAACGAGAUUGUUUAUUUUCCUCAUUACUCAAAACUGCCGACGUCAAGCAGGCAAUCUCAUUUGACGAUUUGAAACAGAGAAAGGCAAUGGAGAUUGAGAAUGACGGAACAACCACUACAGAUGAGGACGUAGAAAAGUUUGUAAAAGGUGACGCACCAACUAAAAUCAAAAUGAUCAACAACUGGGUCGAACAAACUAGCCCAACUCUGUUGCUGGUCUGGGAAGUGUUGGAGUCUCGAAUGAAGGAAGAUUCGUUCUUUAAAGAGAACUGGGGCUGGUUCAAAGUUUUUGUCCAGACAACCUUUACCGCUGAUACCGAAAAGGUUUUCGAGGAGUUGAAAAAACAGAAGAAGGUCGACGAAAUGCUGGAGCUUGCGAUAGGAAUGACGGAAUUGCCCGACGACGUUUUGGUCGAUAUGUUGAAGACGUGUCUGAAGGAUAAAAAAAGUGAUUUGGCAUCGCUCCUCAACAGAAACCUCAACACACAAACCACUUCAACAUUGGUACUUUCAAAAUUGUCGUCUGAAGAAGCAAAAACUCUUUUCGAGUUCCUCAUCGAAGAAAUUCAGACAGGAGACAAUCCCGUUUCAUACACAGUAAAUUGGUUAAUUGCGUUGUUGGACGCGAAAGCUUCUUUGAUGAUAACCGACGAGUCCUUUGUUGAGGCACUUAGAAAAGCCGAGGGCAUUAUAAACGGACAGGUCCACUUAGUCGAUCUGUGUGAGGAGCUUUUCCCAUAUGUCGACCAAGUCAUGCAAAAGCGAGAAUUACCUUUGAAAGAAAAGUCAGACUAUGUUGUGUUUGAUUUGUUCUAA